Phytophthora infestans T30-4 is the source of this 767-nucleotide messenger RNA. RefSeq lists its product as uncharacterized. The transcript is spliced from 2 exons. NCBI's taxonomy places the organism in Eukaryota, Oomycota, Peronosporomycetes, Peronosporales, Peronosporaceae. Gene Ontology annotation, molecular function: zinc ion binding; DNA binding. The record is from RefSeq and is a predicted model, not a curated record. The coding region runs from base 141 to 767 and encodes 208 amino acids.
CAUCGUUUCUCUGGGUGGGCAACAAGUGAGCGAGGCGACAGCGGAGCAGGUCGAGCGCUUGCGUCAGAGCUAGCGAUACACAGAAGGAGGCCAACCCCCCUCUUCCCUUGAAUUUUCUUCUACAACUACAGAUCGACAUCAUGCAGCAGGAGCGUGAGAGCGCGGAGUUGUGCCUGAACGGCUGUGGUUUCUUUGGCGCGCCAGGCAGUGGCGGCAUGUGCAGCGUAUGCUGGAAGAAGACCAUGUCAGACCGCCAGGCUGCUUCUGUUGCGUCUCCUCGCGCGGCCGAGCAGAAAGUAAUCGAGGCGGCACCGCUGGAAACGCUGACGGCUGCCAUUGCCGAACCUGCGGACAACAAUAGCGCGGUGCUUAUCGAGGAGACGGCCGAGAAGCCGGCGGAGAAGCUAGAACAGAAGAACAAGAAGCGCUGCUGGGAGUGCAAGAAGAAGGUUGGACUCACGGCGAUCGAGUGCCGCUGCGGCUAUGUGUUCUGCACCAGCCACCGGUUCGAGGACCAGCACAGCUGCAGCUUUGAUUUUAAGUCGGCAGACCGCGCUGAGCUGGCUCGCCGUAACCCUGGCGGUGGCGAGUUCAGCAAGCUGGAGAAGCUGUACCAAACGCGGCUGAAGACGAAGGACGAAGGAGAACGCGCCGGGACGGCAGUGAGCGGCGGUAGCGCGUUGGUGGAUGUAAUAUUAGGACGAAGGCUGAGAAUCAGCCAGCGAGCAGAGCGCCGUGGCCACAGAGACUCCCAGAAAACCGCUUAG